Molecule: messenger RNA, 3551 nt
Organism: Gopherus evgoodei (Goodes thornscrub tortoise)
Lineage: Eukaryota; Metazoa; Chordata; Testudines; Testudinidae
Gene: SV2B
Product: synaptic vesicle glycoprotein 2B
Exons: 14
Coding region: 972-3095 (707 amino acids)
Biological process (GO): transmembrane transport; chemical synaptic transmission
Cellular component (GO): membrane
Molecular function (GO): transmembrane transporter activity
Source: RefSeq, a predicted model, not a curated record
CAUUCGAGCAGAGUGAAGUUGUUAGCAGAGUACUAUGCAGGCUGCAGUGUGAGAGAGUCUAAGAGUGUGGGAGAGAGGACAACCUGCAGGCUGCAGGGAGAGAGAGAGAUUUCCCUGCUCCCAAGAGGGUGUCCAAGCUGCAGGGAGAGAGCGGAAGUUCCUUGCUCCAGAAGAGCGUUACUCCAUGCCCCAGGAGAGAAGCGUGUGUGCCGCUAGAGUUAGUGGGUCUGUCUCAGGAAUUGCUGGGUGUGACUGCAAUCUGUGGACCAGCUGCAAAGUGAAAGCAAAGGCAGGGGCUGUUGUAUAGCUGCUGAGUAAGAUAAUGACCCAGGUGCCACUGCCAUUACCAUCCAGAUCGGACUCUGUGCAGCUGAUAGCCCUGCAUUCUGCAGAGUAAAUAUGAACUGAAAAGCUUUUUACCUGCCAAGACCUGAAUUAUAUGGUUCGUGUUUCCACUUCAACAGCUGAUGAUAUCACUAGGGCGGCAUUAAUUUCCUGCAUUCCUUACAAUGCCCUUGAGAAAGCUUUACAGUUCACCUUUACAACAAUCAGCAGGAAGCAACGUCUUCUUUCCAGAAAAGAAAGUGGCAACUGAAACACUGCCCAGGGCACGACCUUCAUCAGCACAAUGGAUCAGGAAAAAGAGCAACCUGCCAAGUCUUCCUAGCUCCUGUACAAAGUUCCUGAACCCUCACAUAUGUCCAGUCAACAGUCCCAACUACACCUUCCCUCCUACUGAAAGAAGCAAGUCAACAAAGUCUAGCUCAAACCUGAAACGUUACCAAAAACCCUGUAAGAGACUCCCUCCUGAAAUUUUACAGUCAGCUCAGUGCACUGCGCAUCAGAUUCCAGAUCAGAAGGAAGUUAUGUUUGUGUAGCUAGUAGCAGAGAUUUCACAAAUAAAUAAACACCCGUAUAUAUUCAAGAUUAUACACACCACACUAUACUGUGUGUAGAAGUAUAAACUCAAAAUGUCUGAUCGGUAUAGAAACAAUGCAAAUCUAUAUCAAGGGGCUAAGGACAUAGCUAGAGAGGUGAAUCAGGUGUCAGAUGACUACCGGUACCAGGAUGGCAACUAUGCACCUUCAGAUGGCUAUUACCAUGAUGGGAAUGAGCCAACCCAAGAAGAGGAUGCCCAGAGCGAUGCCACGGAAGGCCAUGAUGAGGAUGAUGAGGUCUAUGAAGGAGAGUACCAGGGCAUCCCUCACCCAGAUGACAUUAAGGGCAAACAGAAGAAGAAAGCCCCUGCCAUGGCCGAUGAGUUUAGAGACAAGGCUGAGCUCAUAGCCGAGCGGAUGGAGGAUGAGGAGCAGCUUGCCCACCAGUAUGAGAACAUCAUUGAGGAGUGUGGCCACGGGCGCUUCCAGUGGAUGCUCUUCUUUGUUUUAGGCUUGGCACUGAUGGCGGACGGGGUGGAGGUGUUUGUAGUUGGCUUUGUUCUGCCCAGUGCUGAGAAGGAUAUGUGCUUGUCCAGCUCAAACAAAGGGAUGCUAGGGCUGAUAGUCUACCUGGGAAUGAUGGUGGGAGCUGUUAUUUGGGGUGGCCUGGCAGAUAAACUGGGAAGGAAGAAAUGCCUCAUCAUAUCUCUCGCAAUCAACGCUGCCUUUGCAUUCCUCUCCUCCUUCGUCCAGGGAUAUGGAUUCUUCCUCUUCUGCCGCCUUAUCUCCGGCCUCGGCAUCGGGGGAUCCCUCCCCAUCGUCUUUGCUUAUUUCUCUGAAUUCCUAUCUCGUGAGAAGAGGGGGGAACACCUGAGUUGGCUCUGCAUGUUCUGGAUGAUUGGUGGCAUUUAUGCCUCUGCAAUGGCUUGGAGCAUCAUUCCACACUAUGGCUGGGGUUUCAGCAUGGGAACCAAGUACCACUUCCACAGCUGGAGGGUAUUUGUAAUCGUCUGUGUUCUGCCCUGUAUCUCUUCACUGGUGGCACUUAAAUUCAUGCCGGAAAGUCCACGGUUUUUGCUAGAGAUAGGUAAACAUGAUGAAGCCUGGAUGAUUCUCAAGCAAGUUCAUGAUACCAACAUGCGGGCCAAGGGGGAGCCAGAGAGGGUGUUUACGGUCGCCCACAUCAAAACUCCAAAGCAAAUAGAUGAGUUUAUUGAAAUCCAGAGCUCAACAGGAUCAUGGUACCAGCGCUGGUUGAUCAGAAUCAUGAGUACAUUAAAACAGGUCUGGGACAACCUGUUGUAUUGCUUGACAGCCCAGUACAAGAUGAAUACACUGAUUCUGGCUAUGGUUUGGUUUUCAAUGGCCUUUAGUUACUAUGGCCUUACUGUCUGGUUCCCUGACAUGAUCCGGUAUCUCCAGAAUGAGGAGUAUGAAUCCCGACUCAAAACCUUCAAUCGGGAACAUGUAACUCACGUCACCAUAAACUUCACACUGGAAAACCAGAUCCAUAGGAAUGGGGUAUUUCUCAAUAUUAAGUUUGCUAAGAUGAAAUUGAAAUAUGUGACUUUUGAGGACAUGCUCUUUGAGGAAUGCUAUUUUGAAGAUGUGACAUCCAGCGAGACUGUCUUCAGAAACUGCACCAUUUUAUCCACUGUCUUCUAUAACACUGAUCUUUAUGAAGACAAAUUCAUCGAGUGCAGGUUUAUAAAUGUCACCUUCCUGCACCAGAAGGAGGGAUGUCACCUGGACUUCGAGCAGGAAAACGACUUCCUAAUUUAUCUCGUCAGUUUCCUGGGUAGUUUGUCCGUGUUGCCUGGCAACAUCAUCUCAGCACUGCUCAUGGACAAAAUAGGAAGGAUAAAGAUGAUUGGUGGCUCAAUGCUGAUUUCUGCAGUAUGCUGCUUCUUUCUGUUCUUCGGCAAUAGUGAAUCUGUGAUGAUUGGCUUGCAGUGUCUAUUCUGCGGGGCCAACAUUGCUGCCUGGAAUGCCCUGGAUGUGAUAACCGUGGAGCUCUAUCCCACCAGUAAAAGAUCAACAGCCUUUGGCAUCCUCAAUGGUCUCUGCAAGUUUGGUGCCAUCUUGGGGAACUCUAUCUUUGCUUCCUUUGUUGGGAUAACCAAAGUGGUUCCCAUCCUUCUGGCCUCCUCUGUGCUGGUUGCGGGAGGCCUGUUAGCCCUGAGGCUACCAGAGACUCGAGAACAGGUCCUGAUGUGAGCAAUUGGGCAGCAGGGAAAUGAAGAAGAGCUACAGAAAAGAGCCAUGUCUAGAAAAGUCAAAAUGUCCAUUUAUCCUUUGCGGCUGAUACCUCAGCUAUGGGAAGUGGGGGAAAAACAACCCCUAAUUUAAGACCACUUGCCAUCCAUGAUUGGCUGUUUGCAAUCAGGGUACAUACACACUGCAGAACUUUGCUCAUUUGCUUUAGAUCCAAACCACACUAGGGAGAAACUGAGGAUCUGUCCUUCCCGUGUAUGCAUGGGCAUAACUGACACAAAAUAUUAACAGCAGCACUGUGUGUGCAGGCAUCAAAGGGGAGAACAGAUUCAAACCCUUAUAUGCUCUGGAUGAAUUGCAAGAAAACAUCUGCAUUUCCAAGCUUUUUCAGGCAAUUAGCACAAGCUGUCCUGGCUUGCAGAAGAACUGGAAGAUAGUUAACAAACCAGUUAUCUUGAU